AUGGCGUCAACUCAAGCUUCUUUCCACUCAAACAGCCUACAAGAGACCGUCCGCCCGUUAGCAGCCUUUCCGGAAAACAUUUGGUCUGAUCGUAUCGCUCCCUUUACUCCCGAUAAGGAGGAACAUGAAAUGUAUGAAAGAGAGAUUGAAAUGUUGAAGGCAGAAGUGAAUAGCAUGCUUUUGGCAACCGGAAAGACCAUGAUGGAGAGAUUCGACUUUAUAGACAAAAUAGAACGACUUGGUGUCUCGCAUCACUUUGAUAUCGAGAUUGAAAACCAACUACAAGAAUUCUUUAAUGUGUAUACCAACUUUGGGGAGUAUUCAGCUUAUGAUUUAUCUAGCGCAGCGCUUCAAUUCCGACUUUUUAGACAGCAUGGUUUCAAUGUCUCUUGUGGCAUCUUUGACCAAUUCAUUGAUGCUGAGGGUAAGUUCAAGGAAUCCUUAUGCUAUGACACAAGGGGUUUGUUGAGUCUAUAUGAAGCUAGUCAUGUUAGAACACAUGGAGACGAAAUUUUAGAAGAAGCUCUUGCUUUCACAACCACUCAUCUGACGUCUGGAGGACCCCAUUUGGAUUCUACUCCUGCAAAACAAGUGAAAUAUGCCCUUGAGCAGCCGUUGCAUAAGGGCAUCCCUAGAUACGAGGCCUGGCGUUACAUCUCCAUCUAUGAGGAAGAUGAAUCUCACAAUAAAGUAUUGCUGAGGCUAGCCAAGUUGGAUUACCACUUGUUGCAGAUGUCAUAUAAAGAAGACCUUUGUGAGAUAACAAGGUGGGGAAAGGAAUUGGAGAGUGUAUCGAAAUUUCCAUAUGCAAGGAGCAGAUUUGUGGAAUGCUACUUCUGGGCUGUUGGAGCCUUGUAUGAACCUCAGUACUCUCUUGCUCGAAUGACUACAGCGAAAGCAGGAGCCGUUCUUACAAUGAUCGAUGACAUCUAUGAUGCUUAUGGCACUCUUGAUGAACUUCAAAUUCUUACAAGCUCCGUGGAAAGGUGGAAUAGCAGUGGAAUCUGGGAUAGCAGUGGAGUCGAUCAACUCUCGGACUACAUCAGAACUUCCUACACCACACUUCUGAAAUUUAAUAAGAAACUCGGGGAAGAUUUAGCUAAAAGGCAAAGAACCUAUGCAUUCGACAAGUAUAUAGACGAUGUACGGUACCAUGUUGCUAAUUUUAAGGACUGUUGGAAAAAUUACAUGAGGACAAGCUUCACUCAGUCUAGGUGGUUCUUCACAAACAAAUUGCCUUCUUUUGCUGAUUACCUGAGCAAUGGUGCGAUCACAAUCGGAGCUAUUCUUGUAUCAUCAGCAGCUCUCUUGUACAUGGAUUGUGCCUUAGAGGAUGUUAUCAACUGGCUGUCAACUAAUCCAAAACUUAUGGCUGCUUACUCAACACAUAUGCGAUUGAUGAAUGAUUUUGGAGGUCACAAGGGUUUCCGCCUCUGGCCUGGUUUCAUGGCAGCCGCAGCUGCCUCCCCACCUCCGGGUGGGGGUAUCAAGGUGGCUCCACCCCCCACAUUUCAGAAAAAAUCCUUCUCUGCUUUGUUUGAGAAGCCGCUGUUGACGGAGGUGAUCCAAGUGCAGGCUUCGAGGACAACCCAUUGA
This is a messenger RNA of Coffea eugenioides, 1596 nucleotides long. RefSeq names its product viridiflorene synthase-like. Gene Ontology annotation, biological process: diterpenoid biosynthetic process. The transcript is spliced from 7 exons. The coding region runs from base 1 to 1596 and encodes 531 amino acids. Gene Ontology annotation, molecular function: magnesium ion binding; terpene synthase activity. The record is from RefSeq and is a predicted model, not a curated record. Lineage: Eukaryota; Viridiplantae; Streptophyta; Magnoliopsida; Gentianales; Rubiaceae.